AUGCCCCUUAAUGUCUCUACAAUGACAAUGAAGGGUGUACUACAACGCCCACCUCCCAGACACAUGAGAAGUCGCGGGGAUGAGGGGUUCAGGACCCCGACAUUUGAAGAUGCGGAACACGACCUGUCGACAGGCAGUAAUGGAACAUUGUUGAGCCAACCAACAGCGCAGGCAUUGCGCGACGCCCAUACAUCGGCAUUGGAGUCAUUGCAAGGGUCGUCCACUCGAGUGAUCACUGGGACGAUCGCGAGGAAGAACAGCAAGAUCAAUGAUACUGAGUCGGCCGAUUAUGUAGAGACCGACUCGUCGUCCGCCGUCAAUCUCAGCUGGAGAGAACGUAUCCGCCAUUUCACCUGGGCCUAUUUCACAUUGACCAUGGCAACCGGGGGAAUCGCAAACGCCUUGUAUGCUGUCCCUUAUCGAUUUCGAGGCCUUGAAACAAUUGGCAUUAUCGUUUUUCUGUUCAACGUUGUGCUGUACCUUGCCAUAUGGGGUCUGCUCAUCACUCGAUUUUACCUCUAUCCAUACACCUUCAAGGCGUCUUUUCUGCACCCGACAGAAUCACUAUUCGUCCCUGCGUGCAUUGUCUCCUUUGGAACAAUCUUGAUCAACGUCUCGCAAUAUGGCCCAGAGAAUACAGGUUAUUGGCUGGCCAAGGCCGUCGGUAUUCUGUAUUGGAUUGACGCGAUUCUGGCAGUGAUCUUCUCGGCAGGGAUAUACCUCCUUCUGUGGUCAACGCAGACGUUUACUAUAGCUCAGAUGACCCCGAUUUGGAUUUUCCCGGCAUAUCCAAUGUUGAUUAUCGGGCCUCACGCUGGCAUUCUGAGUAGUAAACUUGAACCUUCUCGCUGUUUGACCAUCAUCAUCGGUGGCAUGACUAUUCAAGGAGUUGGAUUCCUGGUGUCCUUGAUGGUGUAUUCGGCCUUCAUUUAUAGAUUGAUGUCGCAGAAGUUGCCCAAGGAAAACGUGCGGCCAGGUAUGUUCGUCUCUGUCGGACCUAGCGCCUUCACUGUCUCAGGGAUUGUGAAUAUGGCUUCCGAAAUGAAGAGAUGCUUUCCUAAUAAUUUCAUGGGCAAUGGGGCCCUGGCUGCUGAUGUUCUGAGAUUCGUCAUCAACUUCGGCGCCUUGUGGUUAUGGGGUCUGGCCAUCUUCUUUUUCUUUAUAGCAAGUUUUGCCCAUUGGUCGACAAUCGGACACGGACGGAUCAAAUUCUCGAUGGCCUGGUUUUCUUUCGUGUUCCCCAACACUGCACUGGUAAGUGCCACCUUCGCAAUUGGCAAUGCAUUCUCAUGUAAACCGAUUCUGAUCGUCGGGUGUGUCAUGGUGUUCCCUCUCAUUUUGAUGUAUAUCUUCGUGUUCAGCAUGAUGGUGCGAGCAAUUGUCCUGCGCCAUAUCCUAUGGCCUCAGAAGGGUGAGGAUAAAGAUGAGGGUGGGUUUGAGAUGAACCGGGUGCAGCCUGAGAUUCCAGCCAUUCGAACAAUGGAGGUUUGA
Messenger RNA from Aspergillus chevalieri, 1491 nucleotides. RefSeq names its product putative C4-dicarboxylate transporter/malic acid transport protein. The coding region runs from base 1 to 1491 and encodes 496 amino acids. Gene Ontology annotation, cellular component: membrane. Gene Ontology annotation, biological process: malate transmembrane transport. The record is from RefSeq and is a predicted model, not a curated record. Gene Ontology annotation, molecular function: malate transmembrane transporter activity. The transcript has 4 exons. Lineage: Eukaryota; Fungi; Ascomycota; Eurotiomycetes; Eurotiales; Aspergillaceae.